CUCAUUUAUUAAAAGGUUAAAAAAAAGACUUUGUUUUGAUGCCUGAAUACGUGUUGUUGAAUUGAAGAAAACAGGUGUGGUAAGGUGCUCUGACAUAGUGAUUUGACGAAAGAGGAGUCAAAUGUAUGAAUGAUCAUGCUGUAAAAAUGUAAACACACCCAAACCUGAGGUCACAUAUUAGGUAUAUAAAGUGCAGUGGCGCUCCUCAGCUUUAGUAUCGCAGUCCAGGGAAACUAAUCUGCAGAACUGAUCUGUUCAUCACAAUGAAGCUGCCGUUUUCUCUGUUUCUCCUCUGGGCACUCUCCAACACAGCUGGAGCCCUUCAGUGUCAAACCUGCAGAGAUUCGACGUGUUCAAGCACAGCACUACUUCAAUGCUCCUCAUCGGAACCAAUGUGCGUUACAGCUACCAUUCUAGCUACUUCAUCUGGAACUCCGGUUACACAAAUCUACAAGGCAUGUGCAUCUUCCUCCCUGUGUCCAGCCGUAACCUCUCAGACAUUUUCAGUCAACCUGGGUUUUCAAAGUGCUCUGGCUUCUGCUCAAUGCUGCAACACAGAUAACUGCAACUCAGACACUCUACCAAAUCCUGCUUCUCAGUCAAAUAAUGGUGGAGUAUGCAACUUUUGUAACCCUUCCACUGGCCAGUGCUCCUCCACAUUACAGUGUCAGGGAGUGGAGAACCAAUGCUUCCAAUCAACCAUCAACAGUGGCACCAGCACGUAUCCAGCUCAGGGCUGCGCAUCUACAAACCUGUGUGCAGCUGCUCAAAGCCUGGGAUCUCUACCUUUCAUGCAGAGCGUUGGUACCGUAUCAGGUGUUGCCUGUUCUCCAGCACCAACUACGACUGCUGCCCCGACUACAACCACCACCCCAACUACAACUACAACCACCGCCCCAACAACAACUACAACCACAGCCGCAACAACAACCACCGCCGCGACCACAACCACUGUCCCAGCUACAACUACAACCACCGCCGCAACUACAAACACCGUUCCAACUACAACUACAACCACCGCCGCAACUACAACCACCAUCCCAACUACAACCACCGCCCCAACUACAACUACAACCACCCCCGCAACUACAACCACCACCCCAACCACAACCACCAUCCCAACUACAACCACAACCACCGCCCCAACUACAACCACCAUCCCAACUACAACCACAACCACCGCUGCAACUACAACCACUGCUGCAACUACAACCACCGCCGCAACUACAACCACAACUACCGUCCCAACUACAACCACCGUCCCAACUACAACUACAACCACCGCCACAACUACAACCGUCCCAACUACAACUACAACCACCGCCCCAACAACAACUACAACCACAGCCGCAACAACAACCACCGCCGCGACCACAACCACUGUCCCAGCUACAAUUACAACCACCGCCGCAACUACAACCACCGUCCAGACUACAACUACAACCACCGCCGCAACUACAACCGUCCCAACUACAACCACAACCACCCUCGCAACUACAACCACCCCCGCGACUACAACCACCCCCGCAACUACAACCACCACUCCAACAACAACUACAACCACCGCCACAACUACAACCACCUCCCCAACUACAAUCACCAUCCCAACUACAACCACAACCACUGCCCCAACUACAACCACCAUCCCAACUACAACCACAACCACCGCCGCAACUACAACCACUGCUGCAACUACAACCACCGCCCCAACGACAACCACAACCACCCCCGCAACUACAACCACCCCCGCAACUACAACCACCACCCCAACAACUACAACCACCGCCACAACCACAACCACCCCCGCAACUACAACCACCCCCUACAACCAUCCCAACUACAACCACAACCAUCGCCGCAACUACAACCACCGCCCCAACUACAACCACCACCCCAACAACAACUACAACCACCGCCCCAACUACAACCAACACCCCAACUACAACUACAACCACCGCCCCAACAACAACUACAACCACAGCCGCAACAACAACCACCGCCGCAACCACAACCACUGUCCCAACUACAACCACAACCACCCCCCCUUUGUGAAUAUUAGCCAGAAAAAUACUCUGACGGGUAAAAUUAAGUGCCCCAACUACAACCACCAACCCAACUACAACCACAGCUCCAACUACAAGCACUGCCACAACUAUAACCACAGCUGCAGCAACACCCAUCACCGCAACUAUAACUACAAUCACUGCGCCAACUACAAUCACUACCGCAACUAUAACCACAGCUGCAACUACAAUCACUGCUCCAACUACAACUACAACCACUGCCCCCACUACAACCCCAAUUACAACCACCACCCCAACUACAACCACUGCGGCAACUACAACUACAACCACUGCCCCAACUACAACCACUGCUGCAACCACAACUAUUGCCCCAACUAA
Messenger RNA from Oreochromis niloticus (Nile tilapia), 2402 nucleotides. Its product is annotated as mucin-5AC-like. The coding region runs from base 264 to 2402 and encodes 712 amino acids. Lineage: Eukaryota; Metazoa; Chordata; Actinopteri; Cichliformes; Cichlidae. The transcript has 7 exons. The record is from RefSeq and is a predicted model, not a curated record.